GAUACACUCACGUGUGCACCAGUCAAAUGUGUAAUGCUGCAGUGGGCAGCCCACCACCACUACCGAACAGCUGCAAACGGACUGGGCGAGCCAGCUGCUGAAGGACCCCGCGCGGGAGCGAACAACACCUCGGCUCUGACGCCCCAUCUCAGUGCAGCCCCUGUAUUUCCUCUUUCACUCAGAGCCCCUCUCGCUUUAUUCCCCCCUUCCCCAGUCUGGGUGUUUCCCUCCCCCACUUUACUCUCCAACCCUAAAACCUCCAUUCCCUCUUUCCACCUUCCCUCUUGUAUUUGUAUGUUUCCUUGCUUGGCAACCACCGGUUUCCCUCAGUCGAACGGCGCAGACUGUCCAUCGUUUGAAAUUAAUUUGUUUGACUGCAGCACCGAGACAGGAAGGUUGGGAAAUUUAUUUAAUUCCUUUCCCUCCCUGUGCAAAAGGAAGCGAUGAAAUUUCCAAUCGAGACUCCAAGGAAACAGGUGAACUGGGAUCCUCAAGUGGCUGUUCCCUCAGCCAUGCCAGCUUGUGAGCCCAAGACUAACGGGCACCAUCCAGCUCCACGACUCUCUGUUUCUUCCCGUACCACUGUGGUCGCCACCAUGGAAACCACCUCUCAGGGCUUGCAGACAGUCAUGAAGUGGAAAACAGUGAUGGCCAUCUUCGUUGUGGUUGUAGCUUACCUGGUAACUGGAGGUCUUGUCUUCCGUGCCCUGGAGCAGCCUUUUGAAAGCAGCCAGAAAAAUACAAUAGCCUCAGAGAAGGCAGAUUUCCUUCGGGAGCAUGUUUGUGUGACCCCAAAGGAGCUGGAGACUCUGAUUCAGCAUGCCAUUGAUGCAGAUAACGCAGGAGUCAGUCCCAUAGGAAACUCUUCUAACAACAGCAGUCACUGGGACCUUGGAAGUGCCUUUUUCUUUGCUGGAACAGUCAUCACAACCAUAGGGUAUGGGAACAUCGCCCCAAGCACUGAAGGAGGCAAAAUUUUCUGCAUUUUGUAUGCCAUCUUUGGGAUUCCACUCUUUGGCUUCUUGCUGGCUGGAAUUGGAGAUCAACUAGGAACCAUCUUUGGGAAAAGUAUCACAAGAGUGGAGAAAGUUUUCCGAAAAAAACAAGUGAGUCAGACAAAGAUCAGGGUGAUCUCCACUAUCCUCUUCAUCCUGGCAGGGUGCAUUGUCUUUGUGACCAUCCCUGCAGUCAUUUUCAAACAGAUUGAAGGAUGGACAGCCUUGGAGUCCAUUUACUUUGUGGUCAUCACUCUGACCACGGUUGGCUUUGGCGAUUUUGUAGCAGGGGGAAAUACUGAUAUCCAUUAUCGGGAGUGGUACAAACCCUUAGUCUGGUUUUGGAUCCUCGUCGGCCUUGCCUACUUUGCUGCUGUCCUGAGUAUGAUUGGAGACUGGCUAAGAGUUCUAUCCAAGAAGACAAAAGAGGAGGUUGGUGAAAUAAAAGCCCAUGCGGCUGAGUGGAAAGCCAACGUGACUGCUGAGUUCAGGGAAACCCGGAGGCGGCUCAGCGUGGAGAUCCAUGACAAACUUCAGAGGGCAGCCACCAUUCGGAGCAUGGAACGUAGGAGACUAGGGCUGGACCAGAGGGCCCACUCACUGGAUAUGCUCUCUCCGGAGAAGCGCUCUGUCUUCGCUGCCUUGGAGACGAGACGCUUCAAGGCCUCAUCUCAGGAAAGCAUCAACAACAGACCUAACAACCUGCGCCUUAAAGGGACAGAACAGCUCAACAAGCAUGGGCAGGGGUCAUCUGAGGACAACAUCAUCAACAAGUUUGGCUCCUCGUCCAAGCUGACCAAAAGGAAAAACAAAGACCUGAAAAAGUGCAUCCCCGAAGAUGUGCGGAAAAUUUAUGAGACCUUCCGACACCUCUCCUUGGAUGAAGAGAAGAAGGAAGAGGAAACUGAGAAGAUGUGUAACUCAGAGAGCUCUUCUAGCACAGCUAUCCUGACUAACUGUAUUCAGCAACACUUCGACCUGGAAAAUGGAACCAUCCCCACUGAAACCAAAGAAAGGGAACAUGAAAACAAAACGUUACUUGAAGACAGAAAUUAA
Gopherus flavomarginatus (Mexican gopher tortoise) is the source of this 2051-nucleotide messenger RNA. RefSeq names its product potassium two pore domain channel subfamily K member 10 (gene KCNK10). The coding region runs from base 444 to 2051 and encodes 535 amino acids. The transcript has 7 exons. Gene Ontology annotation, cellular component: membrane. Gene Ontology annotation, molecular function: potassium ion leak channel activity. Lineage: Eukaryota; Metazoa; Chordata; Testudines; Testudinidae. The record is from RefSeq and is a predicted model, not a curated record. Gene Ontology annotation, biological process: stabilization of membrane potential; potassium ion transmembrane transport.